ACAACGCACAUUUGGAGCAUCCCGGUAAGAGAUUACACGGUGAUAUAAUCAGAAACGUGACGUAAACAAUGACAAAAAAAUGUUGAUUACUUAAAGAUACAUCUAUUGUCUAUUUGUUUGAAACGCUUUCUUUGUCUAAAGUUUUUGAUUUUCAUCAAAGGAUUAUUCCGGUUUAAACGACGUAAAUGAAAGGCAGUAUGAUCUUUAGAGUACCAACAACACCCCCUGUCGGUCAAUUUAUCAUCCUUCAAAUAGGCCUACAUUUUAGUUUUGUAUGUAGGUGUGGUCGAGGCUAAGGUAUUUAAUCUAACCAAAAUAUAUGAGUAAUCAGGGAGGGAUACAGUAAGUUUACAAUACAAAAUGAUCCUGUUUUUCAUUUGUCAGUUAAAAUAUAUGUAGGCUAUGUGUUAUAACACAUAUCCUUUGCUUACUAAAGCAAUGACAUUGAUAUACAUUUGAAAGUUACAGUCUACAACCGUUUCCAUCUAAUAAUCAUAAUAUUUUUUUUUUUUAUAUUUUGAAAUAAAUAAAUAAUAAUAAGUAGUGUGUGUGACCAAAUAUGAAAAGAAAAGAGGUCGUCAUUCAAUUCCAUUUUAUUUGUAUAGCCCUUAAUCACCAUUACAUUCUCAAAGGGCUGAACAGGCCAAAUAUUUAUGAACCCUCUCUGAAGAUGGGUAAGCCCUCCACACACACACACACACACACACACACACACACACACACACACACACACACACACACACACACACACACACACACACACACACACACACACACACACACACACACACACACACACACACACACACACACACACACGCACACACACACAGACCCUUAAAUUAGUCAGCCAACCACUGCGGUGCUACGGCAACCAGGUGACUCCCAGGUAUGCAAAGCAGGUACAAGUCAUAAUAGAGCUGCAGGGAAGGACUUUGUUCGCUGCGUGCGUGUGUGAGGACAGGGUCCCUUCAGCCCAGCGAGUGUUUCAGGAAGCGAAGUCAUGAUCGAUGUCGCGGUCCCACGGAGAGGUCUGUCCUGAGAAUCUGAAGAACUGCAUGACUCAUAAUGGACGCUAUGUACAAAUACAUGUUCGCCUUUCUCCUGCUGUUUGGAUCUGGAGUGGGGGCGCAGCUUUCCCUGGACCCUCUGAGUGCGGCCGUACUGCUGGGCUCCACUGUGAGCUUUAAAGCCAACGUGACCGCCGAAUGGAGGGUCAUGACCUGGAACGUCGGCCCUCUGCUGGUGUUGACCAUCCUCCGCACCGACGGCGUCAUACAGUCCUUGCCGCGUUACGUAGCGCGCAACAUCUCCACCGGCAGCACAGGGGGCGCCUGGGAGUUUAGCAUUGUCGACGUCCAGAAGAGCGACACCGGCCCGGUGGUCUGCACCAUCCAGGGCUUCUUUGGGUCCAAGACAGCAACGCUUCAGGUGCAAGAGCAAGGCACAAUAAAUAUUUCGUCCGGGAACCAGACGGUGAACCAGGACCAACAGGCGGAGUUCCGGUGCGAGCUGUCCGGCUGGUUCCCCGCCCCUGAGGUGAGCUGGCUGCUGGACGGUCAGCUGGCCAACACCAGCCUCUACAACACCACCUUCCAGGAACAGGGGUCAACCUUCAACGGCACCAGCGUACUCACAAUGAAGGCGGUCCGGGAUGCAACGGUGCAGUGCCGGGCGUUCCUCUCGGCAGCCACCGGACUGCAAACCGUCUACCUGUCGGUUGUCCCUACGCCAACCGACUGGACCGUCCUCAUUGCUGUGGUUUUGUCCUUUUCAAUCGCUGCACUACUGGUGUUGCUCAUCAUACUGAUUUUCUUCUGCAUCAGACGGAAGAAGGAAAAAGAAAAGGAAUUAAGGGAAGGAAGGCUGCAGGGUCGAGCUGUUGCAGCACGCCCCCGAAAUGGAACCAUUAACCUGGGAUUUGCAAUGGAUGAUCGAACAAGUACAGACCAAGGGCCUGCUCGCACGCACGCACGCAUGACUCCAAGUGUUGAAAGGGAUCUAAGUCAGAACGACGACCCCCGCAUUUAUCAGAUUCCUCCGGUUGAUAACCCAGCCCGGAACGGAGCCAAUGACUUCCCCGGCGGCGAAAAUGUCAUGGAGUAUCGAAAACACAGACACCUCACCCACGUCUGAAGAUGUUAAACUUAAGCGUUUUAUAUUGAUGCUAUCUCUACACGUGCCACCAUGUUUCUCUCCAAAAGUAAAAAAAGACAGUCAGAGUUGUGAUACCGGACCAUCACUGUGAUGUAAAACACAAAUGAGAUCAAGGUGCUAGAGAAAAAACACAGUUUACCUCCAUGCAUGUAAAUUAUAUAUUGUAUUUUGUAUUUUCUGGUAGAUAAGGAUACAUUUGUGAAUCUCAAUGCCUCGAGAUUGACAUAUUUUAAGCUUUAAUAUAUAUAUUUAUGGGUUGCUCUGUUGAAAUUAUGUUUAUACUGCUCAACGGUAAGCCUCCUAAAAUGUGCCUGCCAUGUGUCGAGACACAACCACAACCGUUUUAAUUAAGAUGCAAUUAAUGAUUCUGUCUCCAGUCUUGUCCCAUUUUGAGCUUUGUAUGACGUUAGCCACGCAUCGUGUGACGAAAUCAAGCGCGUUACACAUUAUGGUUCCUCUGUAUGCUGCUUCCAGUUUAUAUAGCCAAUCGUUGGUGGGUUAAUGAUCCCUGUUUUAAUAGACGGAUUCAGAUGAGGUUAAUUUAUAAACUUAAUCGAUGAAUACAUUAAUAAAUGUUAAUGGUAAAGCAUUAACAUAUUUGCCAUUGAACAUAUUCUCUCUUGAAACACUCCCAUCAAACAGUGUUGAAUUAAUGACACUUCUAAUACAGAAGUUGAGCCACACUUAGUGUUUCAUAUCUAGAUGAUUAAUAAAUGAGUGAAUUCUU
Gadus macrocephalus (Pacific cod) is the source of this 2884-nucleotide messenger RNA. RefSeq names its product immunoglobulin superfamily, member 5a (gene igsf5a). NCBI's taxonomy places the organism in Eukaryota, Metazoa, Chordata, Actinopteri, Gadiformes, Gadidae. The record is from RefSeq and is a predicted model, not a curated record. Gene Ontology annotation, biological process: cell-cell adhesion. The coding region runs from base 1069 to 2136 and encodes 355 amino acids. The transcript is spliced from 9 exons.